Molecule: messenger RNA, 459 nt
Organism: Orycteropus afer afer
Lineage: Eukaryota; Metazoa; Chordata; Mammalia; Tubulidentata; Orycteropodidae
Gene: CNIH3
Product: cornichon family AMPA receptor auxiliary protein 3
Exons: 5
Coding region: 1-459 (152 amino acids)
Biological process (GO): regulation of AMPA receptor activity; vesicle-mediated transport
Cellular component (GO): dendrite; synapse
Source: RefSeq, a predicted model, not a curated record
AUGGCCUUCACUUUCGCUGCUUUCUGCUAUAUGCUUUCGCUGGUGCUGUGCGCUGCGCUCAUCUUCUUCGCCAUUUGGCACAUCAUUGCCUUUGAUGAGUUAAGGACGGAUUUUAAGAGCCCUAUAGACCAGUGCAACCCUGUUCAUGCGAGGGAACGGCUGAGGAACAUUGAACGCAUCUGCUUCCUUCUGCGAAAGCUGGUGCUGCCAGAAUACUCCAUCCAUAGCCUCUUCUGCAUCAUGUUCCUGUGUGCACAGGAGUGGCUCACUCUGGGGCUGAAUGUACCUCUACUUUUCUAUCACUUCUGGAGGUAUUUCCAUUGUCCAGCAGAUAGUUCGGAGCUAGCCUACGACCCGCCGGUGGUCAUGAACGCAGACACCUUGAGUUACUGUCAGAAGGAGGCCUGGUGCAAACUGGCCUUCUAUCUCCUCUCCUUCUUCUACUAUCUUUACUGGUGA